Molecule: messenger RNA, 746 nt
Organism: Rosa rugosa (rugosa rose)
Lineage: Eukaryota; Viridiplantae; Streptophyta; Magnoliopsida; Rosales; Rosaceae
Product: two-component response regulator 24-like
Exons: 3
Coding region: 109-507 (132 amino acids)
Biological process (GO): phosphorelay signal transduction system
Source: RefSeq, a predicted model, not a curated record
UCAUAUACAGCAGCAGAAGCAGAAUCCUCUUUCUUCAAUCCAUUCUGCAUUUUACAAUUAAGGGAAACAGACUUUGGAACCUCUGAAUUACUUUACAAGAGCAACAAAAUGUUGAAGAGCACAAAUGCAAAUGAGGCUGCAGCCAAGAUAACAGCUCUCGUCGUAGAUGACAGCAGGAUCAACCAAAGUAUUCACCGCAGGCUCUUGGAGAAUCUUGGCAUUGAAAACCAAGUCGCAGGUAACGGAAAAGAAGCUGUUGAUGUCCACUGCUCUGGCAAACAGUUUGAUCUUAUACUGAUGGACAUGGACAUGCCUAUCAUGAAUGGCAUUGAGGCCACCAGGACACUGCGUGCAAUGGGGAUUCGAAGUACGAUUGCUGGUGUAUCAUCACAUGCUCACAACGAAAAUAUACAAGAGUUUGUGAAUGCAGGACUAGAUGACUACCAAGAGAAGCCCUUAACCAUUUCUAAGCUAGUUUCCAUCCUCCAGAAGGUGAAUAUCAACUAGUGCAUGUUUGAACUUCAUAUGGAUUACUAGAGGAGAAAAGAAUGUCAUAUUUCUCAUGUAACACUGACCAUGACGAAUUAGUAUCUUGAAAUGUUAUAUGAUUAAUUGAAGCAGUUGUAUAAUCAAAGAUAAUUAGUAUCUGGAAGUAUUGCAUGUUCAUGUCCAGAAGGUGAAUAGCAACUAGUGCAUGUUUGAACUUCAUAUGGAUUACUAGAGAAGAAAAUUAAGAAUGUCAUGUU